GCAUCGGGGUCCUGACGGUGUGAAGAACGUAAGAGGCCGAACCGCUCCCCUACUGCUAAGCGAAACAUAGUCCUCGCGGCCGGCGGCUCUCUGAGAGGAAAAGAAGUGAGCCAAAGAGAGCCUAGGGACGCGCGCCGGGCUGUUCGAGCACCCGCGGGUCCUGUCGCUGACUUAAACCGGCCCGGGAAGCGGGGCGGCGGCUGUGUCAAGCGGCGGAGGAAGACGAGAGCGAAGGGUGUGUGUGGCCCGUAUAUUGCCCGCCUAGAGAGGCUUGAAGGGGAGUGGGCGGGGGUGGGGGUGGGGGAGAGUGGAAGUAGUUCCGGCAGCACCUUGGCCGUGUUGCCUAAAAAUAGCGCCCCGUGGAUAUCCGUGCGCCGGUGUCAGUGUCUCCGGAGGAGCGUCAGUUAGGGAGGCGGCGGCAGGAGCAGCGGAGGAAGAAGAAGGAGGCGGCGGCGGCGGCGGCGAGAGAAGAAGGAAAGAGGCAAACGGGCUUUCGUUACAACUGCACAGUGCAUGGUCGUGGAAAAGAAUUUAGGCUUUAGUCCUGGAAGACAACUAUCUAUCAUGUGCUAGGAUACAAAGUUUGUGGAUACUUUUACUUGUGUGCUUCUGGAUUAUAAAGAAGGAAAGUGAAAAUGGGGAGGAAGAAAAUACAGAUCACAAGAAUAAUGGACGAACGGAACAGACAGGUGACCUUCACAAAACGGAAGUUUGGAUUAAUGAAGAAAGCCUAUGAACUGAGUGUGCUUUGUGACUGUGAAAUAGCACUCAUCAUUUUUAACAGUUCUAACAAACUCUUUCAAUAUGCCAGCACGGAUAUGGACAAAGUUCUACUCAAGUAUACAGAAUACAACGAACCCCAUGAGAGCAGAACCAACUCUGAUAUUGUCGAGACUUUAAGAAAGAAAGGCCUUAAUGGUUGUGAGAGCCCUGAUGCUGACGAUUACUUUGAGCACAGUCCACUAUCGGAGGACAGAUUCAGCAAACUAAAUGAAGAUAGUGAUUUUAUUUUCAAGCGAGGCCCUGCUCUGAACAAGAAGGAAAACAGAGGGUGCGACAGCCCGGACCCUGACACUUCAUAUGUGCUCACGCCACAUACAGAAGAAAAAUAUAAAAAAAUUAAUGAAGAGUUUGAUAAUAUGAUGCGGAAUCAUAAAAUCGCACCUGGGUUACCUCCGCAGAACUUCUCAAUGUCGGUCACUGUUCCUGUGUCCAGCCCCAAUACUUUAACCUACAGUAAUCCUGGGAGUUCCCUUGUAUCCCCAGCACUGGCAGCAAGUUCUACCUUGACAGACUCUACCAUGCUGACCCCUCCUCAAGCCUCAUUGCAUCGAAAUGUGUCACCAGGAGGUCCUCAGAGACCACCAAGUACAGGCAGUGCAAGUGGUAUGCUGUCCACAACAGAUCUGUCAGUGCCAAAUGGAGCUGGUUCAAGCCCAGUGGGAAAUGGUUUUGUGAAUUCACGAGCUUCACCUGGCCUGCUUAGCAGCACCGGGGGUGGGAAUGGCCUAAGCAAAGGGAUGCCUACGAAAUCUCCCCCUCCCCCUGGCGGGGGCAACCUUGGAAUGAACAGUCGCAAGCCAGACCUCCGGGUUGUCAUCCCUCCCUCUAGCAAAGGCAUGAUGCCUCCAUUGAACACACAGCGGUUAAGCAGCUCUCAGUCUACGCAACCUCUUGCAACACCAGUUGUGUCUGUGACAACUCCAAGCUUGCCCCCACAAGGAUUGGUGUACUCUGCAAUGCCUACAGCUUACAACACUGAUUAUUCCUUGACUAGUGCAGACCUGUCGGCCCUGCAGGGUUUUAACUCCCCAGGAAUGCUGUCAUUAGGACAAGUAUCUGCCUGGCAACAGCAUCAUCUAGGACAAGCAGCCCUCAGCUCCCUUGUGACUGGAAGCCAGUUAUCUCAGGGUUCCAACUUAUCUAUUAACACCAACCAAAACAUUAACAUCAAGUCCGAGCCAAUUUCGCCUCCUCGAGACCGAGUGACCCCAUCCGCGUUCCCCCAGCAGCAGCAGCAACAGCAGCAGCAACAGCAGCAACCUCAGCAACAAUCACGUCAGGACAUGGGCCGCUCUCCCGUCGACAGUCUCAGUAGCUCCAGCAGUUCGUACGAUGGCAGCGACCGGGAGGACCCGAGGAGUGACUUCCACUCGUCGGUUGGACUGGGAAGGCCCCCCAAUUCAGAAGACAGAGAGAGCCCGACCGUAAAGCGGAUGAGAAUGGAUACUUGGGUGACAUAAGCUUCCCAUUCUCCCUUUUCUCCCUUCCGUUUCUACUUUUGAGUUAUCCCAAUGAACAGUCCUGACAUAUCUAAAUUUAU
Messenger RNA from Podarcis raffonei (Aeolian wall lizard), 2323 nucleotides. RefSeq names its product myocyte enhancer factor 2A (gene MEF2A). Gene Ontology annotation, biological process: heart development; positive regulation of transcription by RNA polymerase II; cell differentiation. Gene Ontology annotation, molecular function: DNA-binding transcription factor activity, RNA polymerase II-specific; RNA polymerase II cis-regulatory region sequence-specific DNA binding; protein dimerization activity. The record is from RefSeq and is a predicted model, not a curated record. Lineage: Eukaryota; Metazoa; Chordata; Lepidosauria; Squamata; Lacertidae. Bases 636 to 2243 code for a protein of 535 amino acids. The transcript is spliced from 11 exons.